Molecule: messenger RNA, 2588 nt
Organism: Camellia sinensis
Lineage: Eukaryota; Viridiplantae; Streptophyta; Magnoliopsida; Ericales; Theaceae
Source: RefSeq, a predicted model, not a curated record
AUGGUUAAAGCUCAGCAGAACCCAACUGUUUCAAUCACUCAAGGAAGCCCACUUCCUCUAGUCAACCUUGGAAGCCCUAAUGAUCUACCAUCUAGUUCUUCCAAGCCCAAGUCAUCCAAAUCCAAGAUGGAUCAGUCAAGCAAGUCAAAGCCCAAAUCUGAUAAAUCCAAGUCAGCUCAGUCAAAGCCCAAAGUCAAACCUGGAUCAUCCAGUGAUCAACUGCUUCAAAUGGCCCAUCUCUUGAUAUGUGGCGGCAUGGUGGUGGGCAGCAACAGUGGUGAUAGCGAUGAUGAUGGUGGUAAUGACCGUGGUGAUGGUGAUGUGGUGGUGGAGGUAAGAGCGACAAUGAUGGUGUGUUGUGUCACUUAUGGGGCUGUGGAGGUUGACUCAUCAAUGUCUAGACAGAAGCAAUUGGAAGUUGAAAGGAAACUAGAACUUCUCAAUAAACAUGCAGUGAAAAGCAUUAAGAGUGAAGAUGGGGACAUUAUCGAUUGCAUUGACAUAUACAAACAACCAGCUUUUGAUCAUCCUGCCCUACAGAAUCACACAAUCCAGAUGACACCAAGUUACGAUCCAACGAUGGAAAGGACAAUUGCGACAAAGAAAACAUCAAUAGAGAAAAAGAAGGGAGACUCUGCAGUGACGGUGACAUCACAGUUAUGGCAGAGAAGUGGAAGCUGUCCAGAGGGCACAAUCCCUAUCCGAAGAACACGAAAGAAGGACCUGAUUAAAGCACAUUCAGUGGAAGACUAUGGCAGGAAGAAGCCCAGAUUUUCACAACACAUUGAUGACACCAUAGAUUCAUACCUUCAACUAGCAAACCACUCGGAGGCAAUAUUGAUAGCAGAAGGGUUCAGCUAUUCAGGGGCUAAAGGAGAUAUAAAAGUUUGGAAUCCUUUUGUUGAAUCUGAUGAUGAGUACAGUACUUCCCAAGUUUCUUUGAAAAAUGGCCCUUACAUGAAGUAUGAAGGCAUUGAAUCUGGAUGGGCUGUAAAUCCGAGUGUGUAUGGAGACAGAAAAACUCGAUUAUUUGUGUAUUGGACUGCAGAUUCAUCACAGAGAACAGGAUGUUUUGAUCUAACCUGUCCUGGUUUUGUUCAAACAAACAGUGAGAUUGCUCUUGGUGCUGCAAUCUAUCCAAUCUCAGUCACUGGAGGCCUCCCUUUCGAAAUCACUCUUUACAUCUUUAAGGAUCCCAACACCAGCAACUGGUGGGUGCAAUAUGGAGAGACAAUCAACAUAGGCUACUGGCCACCUUCUCUCUUCACUUUGUUAAACCACCAUGCCCAAACAGUUCAAUGGGGAGGUGAAGUUUACAGCUCCAAGCUAGGAAGAACUCAUCCCCACACUAAAACAAACAUGGGCAGUGGACACUUCCCCGACUACUUCAGCGGUAACUCUGGUUGUGUGAAGAGGAUACGCGUUCAACAGAAUUCUCUGGACUUGAUGUUUCCGCCAUGGGUCGAGACUUAUGCUGACGAAUAUGAUUGCUAUGAUGUUUUUUAUCUGGGAGAUUAUGUUGAUGAUCCUGAGUUUUACUAUGGAGGGCCUGGGAAAUGUUACAAGUGCCCUUAAGGACACUCCUGAUGUUGGCAACAGGAUUGGUUUUUUUUUUUUUUCCUUCUGUUUUUAUGAUUCGUUAUGCACCCAUAAAAUUGUUGGACACUCUACUUCUCAUAAUUCAUAUAUUUAUUAAUAUCAUUUUACCAUUGCGUCAAAUUAUCCAAAGGGACAACCUAAAAUCCAUUUCACCAUCUUCUCUUCUUCCGACCUCCAUUGGCACGAACUCCAACAGCCACACCAACCUCCUCCCCAGUUCCCACCACCACCACCCAGUUCCUCCCCACCCCUGGCUGCCACCCCCACAACUCUUGCCCCUCGGCGCCCUUCCAUGCACCUCCCCAACUCCCCUCGUGACCCCACAACUCUCGCAGCCACCUACCCCCUCAACUCAACCACUGCCCCCAUGAUCCCACACCCCUGCAGCCCUCUGUCGUGUGUGCGAGAGGGAGAUAGAUCUAGGGUAGAAAAAGCAGAAGAAUAAGGAGAGAUCUCUAGGUUUCAAAAGAAGUCACAGUGAGGUGGUUCGCACUGGAAGGAGGAGGUAUAGGAUGGUUUUGGGGAUAGGGAGGGAAGGGUUAGGAUUUGAGAGGAAGAGAAGGAGAGGGGGCGACGUGCAACAGGAGGGAAGGCAAAGGGCUGGGAGGAUGGGGAGGGGAGGAGGGGGAAAGCAGCGGCAGAGGUAGAUGGGGGCAGGGAUUGGAUUAAUUGGAGGGUUCAAUGGAAAACAGAAAAAUUCAAAUGUUAAAAGGAAUAGGUAUCCAACAAUUUUAAUGGGAGGCAUUGAAAGGCUCCCGUGUGCUCACACCACGUAGUAGGAUAUAAACCAGACUUGCUAGAUAAUUUCUCCCAGUACUUGUUUUAACUGCCAAUACAAAGUGAAGCAAAACUGCAAAACUGCAAAACAAUCAAAAUGCAGUAAUGGAGCAGAACAGUGUCAUUUACAAAUAUAGUCGGAUCUCAAUUUUUAGUGGAAAAAUAUUUGAGAUUCUAAAAAAAUAUUUACAAUUCUACCCACAAUAAUGUGG